AUAGCUAUGUGAUCAAUAGAUCACGGGAGCAUAGAAAUUUAUCUCAAGGAUAUCAAAAUAUGCAUGGCAACAUUUCCUAGUUAAACAACAACAAAAAAAGCCAGCAUCUGGGUGAAGCUUCAUAGGGAACAAUGUUAUCAGAUCUCUCCAGGCAAACAUGAGGACCGUAUAAAACGAGCUGCUCAAGGGAAAGCAGCACCUUUCUUCCAGCAAGUUUCCCUGCCAGAACAGGCGGAGGCCUGAGGGCUCCCAGGAGCAAUGGAUCUGAAAGGGAUCUGCGUGCUCUCCGUCAUCCUUGUUGUAGCCCUCAUCACCACGACAGAAGGGAAGGCACCACCGACAAAAUGCCAAUGUAAAAUAGCCCCCAGGGAGCGGAAGAACUGUGGCCCCCCAGGAAUCUCAGCAGCGGACUGCAGGAAAGCUGGGUGCUGCUUCAACGCUUCAGUUCCUGGCGUCCCCUGGUGCUUCACCGCUAAACCAAAGAAAGUUAAGAAAGUCUGUCCUGCCGACCCUCGGAUCCGAGUGAACUGCGGCUACCCUGGCAUCACAGCCAAGGAGUGCACAAGUAGGAAGUGCUGCUUCCGGGCACACCCCGCUGGUGUCCCCUGGUGCUUCUACCACCGCACGGUCGAGGAAGCUUGUUAAAGCAGAAACUUCCAUCAAGAGCCUACUCAACUGGGAAAUAACAGCCAGACGUCCCAGCUCAAACUUCAUCAUUUGUAACAACAACGAUUUUUAUGUCACUUUUUUCUCCUUUCUGAAGAAAAGUUUUCCACAGCUUUUAUUCUAUCAGUAGGGUAGUACCACACAGUUUUUCAGUGUAAUAAAAGAACCAAGACACAAUU
Molecule: messenger RNA, 845 nt
Organism: Oxyura jamaicensis (ruddy duck)
Lineage: Eukaryota; Metazoa; Chordata; Aves; Anseriformes; Anatidae
Product: trefoil factor 2-like
Exons: 4
Coding region: 259-645 (128 amino acids)
Biological process (GO): maintenance of gastrointestinal epithelium
Source: RefSeq, a predicted model, not a curated record